Molecule: messenger RNA, 2138 nt
Organism: Oncorhynchus masou masou (cherry salmon)
Lineage: Eukaryota; Metazoa; Chordata; Actinopteri; Salmoniformes; Salmonidae
Product: shaker-related potassium channel tsha2
Exons: 2
Coding region: 1-1452 (483 amino acids)
Biological process (GO): protein homooligomerization; potassium ion transmembrane transport
Cellular component (GO): voltage-gated potassium channel complex; membrane
Molecular function (GO): protein binding; delayed rectifier potassium channel activity
Source: RefSeq, a predicted model, not a curated record
AUGACUGUUGUGUCCUGUGAGAUCCAGGACGAGACUGUGGUAGUUUCUCCCCUCUACCAAGAUGAUUGCGACGUGGAGCGGGGCGAUCAGGAGUGCAGCGAGAGGGUCGUCAUCAACAUCUCGGGACUGCGCUUCGAAACUCAACUGAGGACCCUCUCGCGCUUUCCUACCACGCUCUUGGGAGACCCACGUAAAAGGAUGCGCUUUUUCGAUCCGUUGAGAAAUGAGUACUUUUUUGACAGGAAUAGACCCAGCUUUGAUGCCAUUCUCUAUUAUUACCAGUCUGGAGGAAAGCUUAGGAGACCUGUCAACGUUACCAUGGACAUUUUCAUGGAAGAAAUGACAUUUUAUGAAAUCGAAGAGGAAGCAAUUGAUAUGUUUAAAGAAGAUGAAGGUAUGAUCAUAGAGGUGGAACGUGCGAUGCCUGACAACGAGUUUCAGCGACAGUUGUGGCUGUUGUUUGAGUACCCGGAGAGCUCAGGGCCUGCCCGGAUGAUCGCUGUCGUAUCAGUCAGUGUGAUUGUAAUAUCCAUUGUGAUCUUCUGUCUAGAGACUUUACCACAGUUCAGAGAAGAUACCAGCGCAAACCUACCAUUAAGUAAUCACCAUACCACGAAUGGGACGACUCUCCAUAAAAAACCCAAUCUAUUCACAGAUCCGUUUUUUAUGGUGGAGACACUUUGCAUCGUGUGGUUUUCCUUUGAGUUUCUCGUGAGGUUUUUAUCUUGCCCGAGCAAACCGGCUUUUUUCAAAAACGCAAUGAACUCCAUCGAUAUCUUAGCGAUAGCACCUUAUUUCAUCACCCUUGGCCUUGAACUAGCAGAGCAACAGGAAGCAGGAAGCGAGCAGGCCAUGUCGUUAGCCAUACUCAGAGUCAUCCGUUUGGUUCGAGUGUUCAGGAUUUUUAAACUUUCCAGGCACUCCAAGGGUCUCCAAAUCCUGGGUCAGACACUCCACGCCAGCAUCAGCGAACUCGGGCUUUUGAUAUUCUUUCUUCUCAUAGGGGUUAUUCUGUUCUCCAGCGCAGUUUACUUUGCAGAGGCAGACGACCCUGAAUCAGGAUUCUCAAGUAUCCCCGCCGCGUUCUGGUGGGCGGUGGUGUCCAUGACAACGGUUGGAUAUGGAGACAUGUGCCCGGUUACUAUUGGUGGCAAAAUAGUGGGAUCUAUGUGUGCCAUUGCAGGAGUGCUGACCAUAGCCCUACCUGUCCCUGUUAUCGUGUCCAAUUUUAACUACUUUUAUCACAGAGAGCGUAAUGACGAGGAAACCGCUGUGUAUACCCACGUGACUUGUGGUCAACAGAACGUUUCAUUCGGAGAAUUCAAAUCGACCAGCGACAGCAGACAGUCCCUCACCAAUUCAGAGUACACGGAAGAGGAUUCUUGCGAGACUAUCAGAUUAACAAACUUCAACCCAUUUGAACAUUACACUGGCAAACUGACGGAUGUAUGAAAAACAAGCAUCGGCCUAGUUGAGCAGGGAAAAAACCGUCUCUAGUACAAGAUCCGAGACCCUUGCCUUUCUGCUACACUUGAAAGAAAAUGCAAGCAAUUCCAUAUAUAUCUGUAACUGGAAAAGUCAAGAUAGGGAUCAAACGUCACACACUUGUCCCAUGAACUACUGGCCAGUAAUGUGAGAUGACAGGUGCUGCUGCAGCAUCCAAUGGAGAGCCCCUUGAACAAACUACCAAUCUGAAUGUUCAAUGAACCUUUCAAUGUACUUUGCAAUGUAUUCAAUGAACUGGAAUGACUACUGUGUAGAUAUCCUGUAAUGUAUGGUUGUAAAUAUGCCUUUAAAAAAAAAUGCUAUCCUUAUGUUCUCAGCUCAGAAUCGAAAUGUGAACAUGCCUUGCUCUGUGUGCCUUUGUGGAAAGUUUUGAAGGAACUACUUGUGUAGUCCUUUAUUUUAUAUAACUAUUUAUUGUACACAAAUUCAAAUUUAGCUGUAAAUGGUCCUUGGGAAGGAAUCACUGGUGUUAAAAUAAUUUGCCCAUAGGAAUUUGAAUUAUGUCUGCAUGUAAAGAGAAAUCAAUAGUUCUCUAAAAUGUUAAUGAAAGGUCUAUUUCUAUUUUUCUAAGAUUGUAAAAUUGUAUGUGAACUUUUGAACUAUAUUUUUUAAAUAAAUAAAUCCUCAUUUUG